Owenia fusiformis is the source of this 1268-nucleotide messenger RNA. NCBI's taxonomy places the organism in Eukaryota, Metazoa, Annelida, Polychaeta, Sabellida, Oweniidae. The record is from the annotation of a GenBank genome assembly.
AAGAAAUUCGGUUUCGAUCAAUUUCAUUAAGAACUUCAUUUCUUUCUCAAAGAUGUCGAGAGUGAUUGCAAUCGCCUUGAUGUACCUUGUGUCCAUCUCGGAUACCAAUUCAGGCCAAGCUUCUGCUUGUAACUUAGGACCAAGGUUAAACUGUUAUUGUUCAUUCGUAGAAUCUGUUGGAAAAUAUUCCGUGGACUGUUCAGGACUGAGGUUCGAUGGUGGUCCUAUUGGUACUCUAGAGAUAGUUAAUCCUGGAGGUCGGGAUAUCUAUCGGAUAACCUUUCGAGACAGUGGCGUAACUGACAUUGUAGAGAAUGCCUUCGAUAAUAUGCCGAAUUUGUUUUCAUUGAACUUGAGAGAUAACCAAAUCACAGCUUUCCCAGCUAAUGCUAUGCGAAGAUUACAGCUGGUUGAAGAGAUAGAUCUGUCAUAUAAUUACUUGACGGAUAUACCGAACGAUACAAUGGAUCAUAUGACAAGUCUACGGGAUUUUGAAGCACAAGGAAAUAGACUGACAACCAUCGGUUCCAAUGCAUUUAUAGGACAAAGUAGUUCAUUGCAAGAGAUCGACUUUAAAUACAAUCAAUUAACUGGAAUUCCCGAUGCUGUGAAAACCCUUUCUGCACUUCGAAUUUUAGAUAUGAGCUACAACACAUUCUCCCCUUCGAAUCUCCCGAGUGGAAUUUUCAACAACAUGAAUGCAUUGACAAGUCUUGACUUACAGACAACGUAUAUUCUGAAUAUCGAUCCCCAAGCUUUUGUAGGACUUGAAUCAAGCGUGGACCGAAUUGUAGUCGCCAACAACAACCUGACAACACUCGAGAGGUGUACAUUCGAGAAACUGACUGCUCUGACCACAUUAUGGGUAGAUUCCAAUCCAUUUGUAUGUGGGUGUGAACUGGCUUGGUUAGAACGAUUUUUUGCCUCGUGGCCUGUGUGGAGACAGGCAAGGUGUCGACCAGUGUCUGGUGGAAGUGAAGUCAACAUUACGGACUUUGUCUCCCAAAACUGCGGAGGGUACCAACCACCCGCCUGUCCAUAAACAACAAAACUGAAUAAGAACUUGAUAUCAAUGACAUCAUCAAUACACCCCACAUGUGACAGUUUUUAUGGUAAACUGGUUAAAGUCCCCGUCUAAAGUUUGAAAAUAUUUUUUUAUCAUUCAUUUACUAUUUGUCAGGACUUAAAAAGUGGUUUUAGAGAUUUCUGAACAAAAAAAAAUUUUUGAAAAAAAAGUUGUGAGCAUUUCAUUUCUCAAAUAUUCAAAU